Molecule: messenger RNA, 2596 nt
Organism: Rhincodon typus (whale shark)
Lineage: Eukaryota; Metazoa; Chordata; Chondrichthyes; Orectolobiformes; Rhincodontidae
Product: tandem C2 domains nuclear protein
Exons: 13
Coding region: 608-2128 (506 amino acids)
Cellular component (GO): nucleus
Source: RefSeq, a predicted model, not a curated record
UUAUGGGCGUGAGUGCAGGUUGCUGAGCUCUGGGGAGGGAAGAUGGGGUUAGUGAUAGAGCCAGCAACUGGGAAACAGCAACAGGGGCAACCUGUGAUAGGGACAAGAAACCAGGAACUGCACUGAGGAGCCGGCUUGGACGAAACUUACAAGAGAAGUUUACUUUUCCUCUCUCCUGCCUUCACACAGGUAGUAACCUUGUUAAUCUGAACUUCCACUGGGCUGGAAAUAAUUAAAACGAACAGAGAACAGUCCAAGCCCAAUUUUAACCCCCGACUCUAGAAACAACAACAAAAGAUGCAUCCUGCUCAAGACAAUUCCUUUGUGAUUUAAUUUUGAGAAGAGGCCAGCAGCAGUUUAAAGUUGAGCCAGUUUCCACCUCUAUUUGUGGUGCCGACUGUGAUAGGAUCCGUGAGAAGGGAGUUGACCUACUUUACCUUUUGGCUGAAACCCGAAUUCCCAGUACAAGGAACUGAGCUCCGUGGCUACAUGAGGAAUUCCAGGACCAUCCUGGAGAUCGGCGUCCAGGGGUAGAGAGGUAUCCUGUGAUAUGUAGAGACCACUCUUAACUUUAAAAAUAAUUCCAAAAGUCUGAGUAAAUGGGAGAAUGGCAGGUCUACAGUUGGUUACACCUUUACCGGCAUCGCUUUGGUUGCUUAUUCCAGUUUUCAUUGGAUUGUUGCUUAGUGUCGUACUGGGGCUCACAGCAGACUUUCUAAAGAAUUGCUGCAAAUCAUUUUCAAAGGAUAAUGAAGGAGAUGACAGCAAAAGUAAAGUUCCUAGGGAGGCUGCAAGUCCACCUUCUAAACUAGAGUCCAGUUCUGGCCAGAAGAAGAUCAGAUUUACUGAGGACAUUUUGCUGUCCAAACUACCUCCUGAUGGUAGGGACGUUCACUUUGUGGUACCAAAUUUAAAACCAACUUAUAUACAACCAGGUUUCAACUGGACCUAUGAAGACACUGUGCCAGGGUUCUCAAGAGCUCAAUAUACUGAAAGAAAACAGGAGCUAUCCAAUGUACAUCAACACAGAGCACAGUUUGAUGAAAUCUACAAUCCUAGUUUUAUGAUGAAGCAAGUUACCCAAGGAGGAGGUCAACACAUGCUACCUCCAGGAAACCCAGGCACCCUGUCUGGGUCAGCUUGGGAAUUGAGGAGCCCAAAAACGAGUAAUGCACAAGGCUUAAGCAGUUCCACGUUUGAUCUUUCAAAUCCACAGCGUAUGCAAAGGUUUAAUUCAACGUCUAGUGUAAACAGCACAAUAUCUUCUUUGAUGGAUUCCCAGGGAAGCUCUCGAAGCGUAGACACACUUUCAGAUGACUUUGGAAAACUCAAUCUGAGACUGAGUUACAGACCAAAUGUGGAACAAAUCUGGAUCAACAUAGUACAGAUUAGAGACUUGUAUCUGCGCAGUAAACCUGCAGAAAAGGUUACUGUUUAUCUGAAAGGAAUAAUAACGUUAGCAAAGCCUGUGCACUUCAAAUCUUCUGUGAAAGAUGGUGCCAGUGAUUUGCUAUUUAUGGAAACCUUUGUGUUUAAUAUUUCACUGCCUAGUCUCAAAACACAUGGCCUGGUUAUCAAUGUUAUGACUCAGAAUCCACGGAAGAGGAUUAUUGGUGAAUGCUCAAUGUCACUUAGAGAGUUAAGCAAUGUGGAAUCCAACCUCUGGCUUGAUAUUACUCCACCUUCAAAAACAUCGAACUGCCACGCACUUCUGCAAGUAGGGACGUGUUUCCAAGCCAUCAGCAAUCGGAUCCAGCUGCAAAUCCUGGAAGCACAGAAUCUGCCAAGUUCUUCCACUCCUCUGACAUUGAACUUCUAUGUGAAGGCAAUAAUGGAAACCAGAGAUGGGCUGUUUGAUAAGAAGAAGACUCGGCCUCUGAAAGCUGUGAAUGGCCAUGUGAAAUGGGGAGAAACAUUCCUAUUUCCUGUUAUUCAGAAUGAGCUCCAACUCCAGAGAGUCACUUUCAACUUGAAGCUUUACAGUCGCAGUUCCGUAAGAAGAAAACACUUCUUGGGGCAGGUGGUGAUUGGAUGGGACAGCACUGGAGAGGCUUUGGAACAGUGGCAGGACAUGAGUGCAAAUCCAGAGAAGGUUGUUAUCAAGUGGCAUAACCUGAACCUCACCUGAGGUCACAGCAUUUUGCUGAGCUGAGCACAUCCCAACCAGACUCAAAUUGCAAAAAAGUGGAACUCAGCGAUGAACUGUGUCUUCAUAUCAUGUGUUUUAUAAAAAGAUUCAUUGGGAAUAUUAGCAUAAUGUUGCAUUCUUGACUGUAAAGCUCUGGACUUUGUUGGCCACUGAACACUACUGGAAAUUGAAACUUGUUGGAGGGCAUUAUGGGACAGGGUGUUUGAAAAGCAUAGCCUGUGGAACAGUCUUCCUGCCUUGUGAUGUGUGCCAGACUGUGUAAUGUACAAAACCUAGUACUUAGCAUUGUCUUCAUCAUUGUAACUUAUGUCAAUGUUAUCUUUCUUCAUUCAUAACUCCACUUUAAUAAUAAUAGACCAUUGCAAUAGUAGGAUGUACUUCAGUGUAUAUAAUAGGGAAUGUCCACAGCUUCUAAUUGUGUAUUAUAUACCUACAUAUUGUAAAUAC